This is a messenger RNA of Vanrija pseudolonga, 1257 nucleotides long. RefSeq lists its product as uncharacterized. Lineage: Eukaryota; Fungi; Basidiomycota; Tremellomycetes; Trichosporonales; Trichosporonaceae. The transcript is spliced from 2 exons. Bases 1 to 1257 code for a protein of 418 amino acids. The record is from RefSeq and is a predicted model, not a curated record.
AUGUCCUCGUCUCACACCCACAACAGCAACGGCCCUCUCGACCCCACGCAGGUCAGCUUUGCCGACUACACUGCGUGGGCCGCCGGCGGGCCGGGGCACGCCGCCACGCCUACUGCUGCCAGCAACGCUAGCGUUGGGCAGGUCUACGAGCCGCGCACCCCGCAGACGCCGGCGACGCACCCCGCCGCUGCGGCUGGCGCGCAGCCCAGCCCGCUCGUCGAGGUGCUCAGCAGCCCCGCGACGGCUCUGAGCCCUCCGAACGCUCUCGCCGGCCAGCAGACCACCCAGAACCAGAACCAGAACCACGACCAGAACAACCAGAACCAGCAGGUCACGCGUGUUGCUGUCGCCGACGUCGCCCCGGUCAACAACUGGCCGCGCUCCCAGGCUCCCCCCGUGCCGGCACACACGUCGACACACACCGCACUCGUCCAAGCUCCCAUCCCGAGCUCGGCCGCAACCACGUACGCUCUGUGCCCGCACGGCAUACUGUACAACUUUUGUGGGUUGUGCUACGGGGCGCCCGUGGCGGCGAGCGCGAAUGCCGCCCCCGACGCGGCGCAGCUUCUCGGCCUGAUCAACAACCAGAACAAGACGAUCAGCCAGCUCUCCGACCAGAUCACCAUCCUCCAAGCCAACCUCCAGACCGUGUACACCGAAUUCCGCGGCGUCAAGGCCACGCAGCAGGCCAAGCCUGGCCCGUCAGCGGACCAGCUGGCCGGCAUGCAGCACGACCUGCAUAGCACGCGCCAGCGUCUCGGCGUGACCGAGUACCGCUCGUCGGUGCUCGAGGCGAACCUCUCGGCGCUGAUGCCUCUCGGUUCGGACGUCGCGGCCAUCAAGAACCAGUUCCUCGCGCUCGAGAAGCGCCUGUCCACGCCCCUGCCUUACACGAGCGCGACGCAAGCGUCCGUCGCAGUGAUCAACAACGAGAUCCACGCGCUCAAGCAGCACGUCGCGACGCUCGACGCCCGCUCGCUCGCGGUCGACCAGUCGAUCGCCGGCAUCGACUGGAAGGCGAACAACGCGUACCGCCACCUCGAGCUGAACCGCACCGAGCUCCAGAACGCCAUCGACAAGGUCGAGGCGCAGACGAUGCUCAUUGGCAACCGUUUUGGAAGCGACAUUGGCCGCCUGGAGAAGAAGGCGGACGAGAUGGAGAAGAAGGUGGGCGAGAUGGGGAAGAAGGUGGACGAGAUGGUCGAGGAGGACGAGGAGGAGGAGGAGGGUGAGCUCGAGACCGACGAGGAGGGCUAA